AUGUCUUCGAGUGAAUCCGAGGAGUUUUUCGGCUACUCCGCAAGCCCUGGACCAAGCUCGAAAGCAGCGGAAACGAAGGAUUUCAAAUUCAUCCGAACGGCACGUGGUAAAGAAAAACUGCUCUACCAAGGAUAUUUUUACCACUUGAAUAAAAAGAGUGAAGGUGUAACCUAUUGGGACUGUGAAUUCCGGAGAACCCCGACAGCAGCAGGACCAUGCAAAGGACGUGCCAUGCUCAGAGCUGACAAACUUAGCGUGAAAGGCACUCACAACCAUGAGCCAAACGCUCUGAAGGCAGAAGUCUCGGAGUUUCGGUCUAAGCUACACACAAGAGCAGCUGAGAGCAACGAAAAGCCGGAAAAGGUUAUCCGAGCAGUAUCCGCAGGAACAUCAGCAGAGCUUCCAUGA
Messenger RNA from Aedes aegypti (yellow fever mosquito), 408 nucleotides. RefSeq names its product FLYWCH-type zinc finger-containing protein 1-like. The transcript has 3 exons. NCBI's taxonomy places the organism in Eukaryota, Metazoa, Arthropoda, Insecta, Diptera, Culicidae. Bases 1 to 408 code for a protein of 135 amino acids. The record is from RefSeq and is a predicted model, not a curated record.